CUGAAAACAAAUGUGUCUCUACCAACAUUCUACAGAUUAUUUAUCACUACAUUGAAAUACAUUUAUUUUCUUCUUGACCGAACUCCUACGCAAACAACAUAGGCUAUUUUUUAAAAGAAAAGCCAAUGUUAACGUAGUACAAUGCAAUAGAGCAAACAUGAGGCGCUUAAGUGAUGGUGGCUGCAUUUUCCUGCUCCUCUGUAUUCUUCCUUCAUUCUGUGCAGGCAUUGAAACCAUUGAUGGUAAUGGCAAAAUCCCAGCUCUCUUCACAUUCGGGGACUCUCUCGUAGAUCCAGGCAACAAUAACUUCAUUCCCACCUGGGUUAAGGCCAACCAUCCACCAUAUGGUCAAGAUUUCAUGGGUGAUGAACAAAAUGGUCGCUUUUCUAAUGGAAAACUUGCAACAGAUUUUAUUGGCUUAAGUUUUGCUUCCGCUGGGACUGGAUACGACAACCUCACCUCUGCGUUUACUAGUUCGAUACCAAUGUGGAAACAAGUUGAGCUAUUCAAGACGUAUAAGGCGCGCCUGGAAAAUAUUGUAGGAGUGCAAACUUCAUCCAGCAUGAUUGGGAAAUCAAUCUUUCUGGUAUUCGCAGGAUCCAACGAUUUCAUAGAGAAUUACUUGUUUCUUCCCAAUAGGAGAACUCAAUUUACUGUCCAACAGUACCAGGAUUUUAUACUCAAGAUCUGCAGCAAUUUCAUCGAGGAGAUCUACAAGCUCGGUGUGCGUAAACUGGGCAUGGCUGGGCUCUCCCCACUAGGAUGCGCUCCCGCUGAGAAAACAUUAUACGGACAAUCAUUACUGAAAGGAUGUAUUGAAGAAAUCAACGAUAUUUCAAUUUCUUACAACCAGAAAUUUGAGGAACUGCUCAAAGGAUUGGAAGUUCGUCUUCCAGGUAUUAGAGUGGAGUACAUGGGCAUCUAUGACAAGCUUUUAGACACCGUGAAAAAUCCUUCGUUAUACGGACUGGAGAUAACAGAUAGGGGUUGCUGUGGAACAGGAGUAAUCGAGUCUGGGCCCACUUGCAAUGCUGGAACUCCAAUCACUUGUAGAAAUACAUCAUCCAGCCUUUUCUGGGAUGCUGUUCAUCCUACGCAAGCUGUAUAUCAGAUAGUUGCUGACCUAAUCCUGCGCCAAUAUAUACCGAAACUACUAUAAUUAACAACCCUAAAAAUAUCAGCUAAAAUGGAAUAAAUCUAUAUCCAGCAGUAAGGACAAUUAGCUGCGAAGAUCAGGUGUGGCUUAUUCAUCCAUGUAUUUAUAGAAAGAUGGUGAAGACCAAGAACAAAAAUGGGGAAUAUGAAUGCUCAUUUUAGAAGUGACCGUGUCCACAUUUGGGUCCUGCAAAUUUAAAUAAAGUUCAAAUAGCCCCGGUUUCGUGUUA
Molecule: messenger RNA, 1385 nt
Organism: Cryptomeria japonica (Japanese cedar)
Lineage: Eukaryota; Viridiplantae; Streptophyta; Pinopsida; Cupressales; Cupressaceae
Product: GDSL esterase/lipase At2g42990
Exons: 5
Coding region: 158-1159 (333 amino acids)
Molecular function (GO): hydrolase activity, acting on ester bonds
Source: RefSeq, a predicted model, not a curated record